Messenger RNA from Anoplopoma fimbria (sablefish), 1783 nucleotides. RefSeq names its product small glutamine rich tetratricopeptide repeat co-chaperone beta (gene sgtb). The transcript has 12 exons. Gene Ontology annotation, biological process: post-translational protein targeting to endoplasmic reticulum membrane. Gene Ontology annotation, molecular function: protein binding; molecular adaptor activity. The coding region runs from base 72 to 992 and encodes 306 amino acids. The record is from RefSeq and is a predicted model, not a curated record. Gene Ontology annotation, cellular component: TRC complex; membrane. Lineage: Eukaryota; Metazoa; Chordata; Actinopteri; Perciformes; Anoplopomatidae.
AUCCGACACAAGUCCUCAUGACGCCGGAGCAGCAGACAGCUGGAAAAGAGCUCAGCAGAUUCUAGGUAAAAAUGGCCGUGGAGAAGCGUCUGGCAUUCUCUAUUGUGCAGUUCCUACGAGAUCAAACACAUUGUGGUGCUUUGAAUUCUGACGAGCAGGAGAGCCUUGAAGUUGCGAUACAGUGUUUGGAGACAACCUUUAAGAUCAGCACCAGCGACUGCCAUCUCGCCGUGCCACAGCCUCUGACGGAGAUAUUCCUCAACUCCCUGCUGAAGAAUGGCAACAUUACCAUACCAGAGACCUCCCCAUCUCCGGAAGACACUGAACGAGCAGAGCAGCUUAAGAAUGAAGGGAACAAUCACAUGAAGGAGGAGAACUACAGAUGUGCAAUGGAGUGCUACACAAAGGCCAUUGACCUGGACCUAAGAAACGCUGUGUACUACUGUAAUAGGGCCGCAGCUCAAAGUAAACUGGGGAAUUACACAGAAGCAACUGGUGACUGCGAGAGAGCCAUUGGGAUUGAUCCUACCUACAGCAAAGCGUACGGCAGGAUGGGUUUGGCUUUGACAGCCAUGAACAAGUAUCCGGAGGCAAUUACCUACUUCAAGAAAGCGUUGGUAUUAGACCCCGAGAAUGAUACCUACAAAUCCAACCUGAAGAUUGCAGAGCAGAAGCAGAAAGAAGCGACCAGCCCGAUAGCUGCUGGAUUGGGAUUCGACAUGGCCAGUUUAAUCAACAACCCCGCCUUCAUCAGCAUGGCUGCCAGCGUGAUGCAGAACCAACAAGUACAACAGCUUAUGUCAGGAAUGAUGUCCAAUGCAGUCGGGGGUUCUUCAGCAGGAGUGGGUGGACUGUCAGACAUUUCCAGCUUAAUUGAAGCGGGCCAACAGUUUGCCCAGCAGAUCCAGCAGCAGAACCCAGAGCUCAUCGAGCAGCUGAGGAACCACAUCCGGAGCCGCUCCUUCAGCGGCAGCGCCGAGGAGCACUCAUGAUCUACUCAGACUCACGUUUUUUUUUUCUCCAAGGAAGGGCAACCAUAUGGCGCGAUUACAAUCUCUACACCCAUUUCUUGAAAUCAAAUCCCCGGCAUAGCUGGAAUGAAGAGACAAGGAUGGGGUUGAAGGCACUUUACUGUGACUAAAGACUCUGUGGGCGGAGAGAUGAAGGCCUAGAGACCGGACCACGAAAAUGAAGAAUCCCACACAUGUAGGGCAAAAAACAUAGUGAACACCUCAUCGUAAAAAAAAAAGAACUCAUUCAGCCUUACUGAGAGAACAUGAGUAAAUUCUUUACAUUCUGCAGAAAUCGUGUUUUAUAUGUGCUGAAAAUAGUUUCCUCUUCAUGAUUCAAGUGAAGGAUCCUUCUGUCUAGUCAUGACACUAAAGAGGGUUAGAGAGGAAUGUACUUUUACAGCAUUGCAGGGAACAUCUCAGCUUCUACUCAUACAAUAACUGGAACACAUCAGAUUUAUAUCACAUCUUGUGUAAUAUUAUUUUUGUAGACAGAAUACGCUUGAUAUAAUACUCGUUUACUGGGAAUUCCCAUCACUGCUUUUCAUUGAAUACUACUUAACUUUUAAUUAAGACAACUAUAUAACUGUAUAGCAGUGUUUGCAGCCUGCAUUAUGUUGUUAUUGCACUUUAGAGAAAAAUAAAUAUCUCCCCUUUAAGCAUAUUUAAUUGUUGAUUAACUAGUGACAGAGUAUACAGAUUGUUCAUUUUGCAUGCUCUUAAAUCUGGUAUUUGAGAUCAGACGCUUUAUGGAAACAAAUAGGUAUGCUAGG